GGAGUCUGCUAGAAAAGAGGAGUUAUAAUGGUUUACUCAAGCUUUUCAAAUAUAAAGGUCAACUAGGGUGUGCCUUGCUGGAGAACUAAACAAGAGAAAAUAGACUUAUAAUCCAACCUAAAGAGUUUUAAAUGAGAGCUAAGGAAGACAUGUUCUGGUCAUUAAACUUUAAGAAAGUUUAUUGAGUCAGCUCUUUGAAGAGCUCUUUAAAAGGUAGAUUUAAGUGUGUCCAUUUUAAGCAGAGAAGCUAACCCACUGAGAAGAGGUCUCACACUGUUUGGAUCACUCUUACAUGUGUUAACUCAAUCCUUAUAAUGACGCAGGAGAUAGCUAUUACUAUCCAUAAUCUAGAGAUGUGAAAAUUGAAGUUCAAAGGUUAAACAAUUUACCCAAAGUCAUACAGCUAGCGGUGAGUGGCAAACGCAGGAUUUGAAGCCAGCUUUUAGUUGUCGUUCUUUGUACCAUACCAGCCAGUUCCCCCUAACUGAAAACUGGAUGUGGGGCCAAAGGACCAAUGAGAUUCCAGUUUCCUAAACUCAUUGAGCUCAGAAACAGUAUCUUACUCAGCUGUUUUUGCAAGCCCACCACAGUAUGGAACCCCUAGUAGGGGUUCAGCAAAUGUGUUUAAGCUGAACUGAUUUGAACUUGAUCCUGUCCAGAGAUCCUGUCUAAAUUUGAUCCUGCGUUUAAAUAAAGACACCAAUCAAAAGGAGUCAGUCAUUCAUACUGCGGAAGGAUGGUACAAGCCAAGGGAGCAGCAAAUACAAAGAUUCCAGUGUGAGGAGAUGCUUGGUUGUAUCUGAGAAACAGCCAGGAGGUCAGUAUGAUUGGAGCUAAGUGGGAGAGAAGAAAACAGGUGAGAAUUAACUUUGGAGACCAAGCUAGGGAUCUGAUCACUGACUGCCCCUGCCACUCACUUUAAAAAAGAUUAAUUCCCAGGACACAUGUUCAACAGAUUAUGAUGCUUAACAAGAGAAUGGAAACAUGAUUAAGGUGUUAGAAAUAAUAAUGAUUUAUUGAAUGACUAUUGUACGUCAGGCAAUGGUGUAGAACACUUAAGUGUGUUCUCAUUUAAUCCUCACAUUAAUUCUACCAGGUUAGGUUUAUUAUCUCAGAGAACACGGAAACAAAUAUUAAAUAACAUAGUUUACAAUUAGUCAGUGGCAGAGACAGGAUUUGACACAUGUCUCUUUGACUCCAAAGCCUGCUCUUUGUACUGUACCACAUUUUCUCAUUUGAAAGACCAUUAAUAAGGAAGAAGAGAUUCGUGCAUGCAUGCAUUCAACAUGUAAUUAUUGUUCAUUUCUAUGUGACAGGCACUGGAGAAAUCGUAGUAAAACAUAAUACAGCAUUUAAAAACAUUUUUAUAUUAUUCUACUCUUACAUUCAUUUGUUUUUAAAACUUUGCAGAUAGAUGGACUAUAAGACACUUGCCCAAUAAACUGCUCAAGAAAUUCUAGGUUACAAUCAAGAUACAUCAGGCUGGAAAGUGGUUAAAACAUCGCUAAUGUAUUUGUAGAUUUUUAUUUCCUUUGGAGAAAAGACAACUGUUUCCAGCAAGGCUUCUAAAAAAUUCCAUGGAAAUCUUUUCAACUCUUCCUUUGUUUACAGGAACCCAGCACAUUCCAAACUAGUGAUGUUGGUCCAGACAAUAAUUGAAGAAAUCAUGCCUUCCAACUUAGUAAGCUUCAUCCUCAAUGCAAAAGAUGGAAUAAAGACACACAAAGCUGCAUCAGGAUGAGGAUGGCAUCAUAAAGGUCAUUAAUCAUUCCUAAAGAGGAAAUGA
Manis pentadactyla (Chinese pangolin) is the source of this 1786-nucleotide messenger RNA. It is a transcript of the gene STARD6, whose product is annotated as StAR related lipid transfer domain containing 6. The record is from RefSeq and is a predicted model, not a curated record. NCBI's taxonomy places the organism in Eukaryota, Metazoa, Chordata, Mammalia, Pholidota, Manidae. The transcript is spliced from 3 exons. Gene Ontology annotation, molecular function: lipid binding.